AUGAUCCAGCAAUACGGCGCGGAGGACAAGUUCGCAUGGGGCUAUGACGCCAGCAAGGGUGAGUGCAUGGUGGACAUGAUCGUCGAUCCCCUCAAGGUCGUUCGUACCGUGCUUGUCGACGCGGCCGGUCCCUCGCCGGAACGCGUCGGUCACGAUCCACCGCGCGACGCGCACGGCCAUCCCUUGCGCGUGCUCCCCAGGCGUCGAUAUAUUGUGUCCAAGUACACACCAACGGACGUCGUGUCUUCAUCGACACGCAAGCUUAGAAAAGACCAGCAGAGGAACUGGUGCGGCCUGAUUGCGAAGCGCACCUCCACAUUGCAGCACGGGCCCCGCGCAGGCCCCGCGCCGCCCUCGACGUACACGGGCGUCCUCAACUCCCUCGCGACCUCCGCGUACGGCAGGCUCAUGGUCGCGACAUCGCUCGCGCUCGGGCGCGUGCCUGUAGGCUGUGAUGUUAUUGCUUUGAGUAAGUGGUGCUCAUGGAUUGUGAAGGCAUGUGUGGAUCAUGAGGGGACUCUCGCUGUCAAGAAGGGUGAGAUCCCUAGAGGAGCAUUGGGCAUACUAUUGGGCCUUUGUGUUUACGGGAAUUCUCAGCUCGAGGUCUUCGUCAACAGGCUCCGCGGCGCGAGUCUGCGCACUGUCACUAUGACUGACACACCGCGAGUGUAUGCGGGCUGCACAGCUGAUACGCGCAAGCGGUCAAUCUGGACGGCGGCGAGACUCGGGUAG
Messenger RNA from Rhodofomes roseus, 732 nucleotides. RefSeq lists its product as uncharacterized. NCBI's taxonomy places the organism in Eukaryota, Fungi, Basidiomycota, Agaricomycetes, Polyporales, Fomitopsidaceae. The record is from RefSeq and is a predicted model, not a curated record. Bases 1 to 732 code for a protein of 243 amino acids. The transcript is spliced from 8 exons.